Molecule: messenger RNA, 422 nt
Organism: Dinoponera quadriceps
Lineage: Eukaryota; Metazoa; Arthropoda; Insecta; Hymenoptera; Formicidae
Product: ras-related protein Rab-9B-like
Exons: 2
Biological process (GO): retrograde transport, endosome to Golgi
Cellular component (GO): lysosome; late endosome; phagocytic vesicle
Molecular function (GO): GTP binding; GTPase activity
Source: RefSeq, a predicted model, not a curated record
AUGGUGUCGGCACUUCAAAAACUAAGGCGAACAGAUACUUAUAGAUGUCCGCAAGCACAGAUCUCUCAAGCUGCAACGAGUGUGCAAAUAAAAGUAUUAAUUCUCGGCGAUCGAGGCGUUUGGAGAACAUCAGCUGCACGGAAAUUCGUGGGGAAUACGUGCGAAAUUAUAAGCCAAGGAAUCUUGCGCAAAUCUGUACGUGUCAACUACAAGCUAUACGAGUUGAACGUGUUUGACACCGUCUCCGUUGAAGAAUUUGGAGAAGUACCACCAGAGUACAAGGACGUCGACAUAUGUCUUCUGAUGUACUCAGCAAGCGAUCUGAGUAGUUUCAAAAACUUGACGUAUUGGAUAUCCAAUUUCAAGAGAGAAGCGAACAUUAAAAAUAGCGAUACGUUCCCUUUCGUUGUUGUUGGCAACAA